Alternaria rosae is the source of this 806-nucleotide messenger RNA. RefSeq lists its product as uncharacterized. The record is from RefSeq and is a predicted model, not a curated record. Lineage: Eukaryota; Fungi; Ascomycota; Dothideomycetes; Pleosporales; Pleosporaceae. The transcript has a single exon. Bases 231 to 653 code for a protein of 140 amino acids.
AGGAUGGUUCCAACGCUAUACGGUCCAGAAGAGUCUCUUCGAGGAAGAACGUCGCAAGGAAGCGCGAAAAGAUUGGAAGCCGAGAGUGUUCAUUCAAGAUUACAGAGGACACCGGAAACGCAUCGCUGAAGAGCAGAAAAACGUCCGACGAACACAGUGGGAGAAGUUCAAAGGCAAAAUGGAACUUUGAGUAUGUAUCAUGCAAGUCAUUAUUGUCCCUUCUCAUCAUAAUGUCUCGUCACCAGUAUUUAUUGUACAUCGUCUUUGUAUGUAACGUGAUCUGCAGUGGGACAACUAGGCGAAGCACGCUGACGGCUUUGUCUCCUACGUGUUCUUCAAACAAAAGUGAUACUCGGCUGUGCUCUCAGUUGGUUAUAGAAUGUCGCUCUGCUUUUGAAGAACUCAAUCACAAUUUCAGAUGUCAUCCGAUUUACGACAAAAUGGCUACAUCAAAUUUCUCACCGCCCAUCGACAAGGCCGAUUCCGCUAAUGUAUCCGCUGAAACUUCGGUCAAAGACUUGCAACCUCAAGGUAUCUCCGAACAAACGACUAACGUAAUCGUUUCCAUACUAGGCUCUGCAACUAUUCUGGCCGCCGCCAUUGGGACUAUAUCCUACAUUCGCCGUCGACGUCGGAGAAGGGGUAAUGAAUAGCGUCAGCAGGAGAUCGAAUGGAGUCUGCAACGGGCUCGACGACCGGUUCUCACGUUAGACACAGACCUACCUAUCGCGACCCAGUACACGAGGUCGGCUGGUCGAACCGGCUAGAGCACGUACUGCUAUCAGAACUCCUCGUGCCCGCAAUGU